Molecule: messenger RNA, 1764 nt
Organism: Bipolaris oryzae ATCC 44560
Lineage: Eukaryota; Fungi; Ascomycota; Dothideomycetes; Pleosporales; Pleosporaceae
Exons: 1
Coding region: 1-1764 (587 amino acids)
Source: RefSeq, a predicted model, not a curated record
AUGCAGCGACCCAGGACAUCUUCGCAAUUGUCGCCAGACCACAACUCUUUCCGGUACCGCCCCUUGAGUCACACCGAUGGCGAGGACUUUCGCAUUCUAUGCCUCUACCCCGGCACGCUUGACGACCCAAUUCGCUGUGACCUUCUCCAUUCAAGUCUCGACUCCGACAUUGAGUACGAAGCACUUUCCUACAGCUGGGCAACCGAAGAUGGAGACGACAGCCUCUCGCAGCGCAUUGGCUGCGCAUAUGUAGGCGAUGAAGACAGUGCGGAAUUCCCGGUAACUUCAAACUGUGCUUCUGCACUGCGCAGAUUGAGACUGCCCUCUCAGGAGAGAUUCUUGUGGAUCGAUGCCAUUUCUAUUAACCAUAGCAAUAUCGAAGAGCGAAAUCACCAGGCCGGGCUCAUGGCCGACAUAUAUGCUGGGGCCUCGCAGGUCCUGGUGUACCUCGGAGAAGAAGACCUUGGCUUCGCAUCCAGGAGCCUAUGGCUGGACACCGAGAGACGCCAAUCAGCCCUGACAAAGCUUUUUGCAAAGAGAUGGGUUUCCAGAGCAUGGGUGAUUCAGGAGGUGGCACUCGCACGAAAACUCAUGAUGAUCAUGGGAGACGCAUCAUGUGCCAUGGAUGCCAAUCUGAUGAGUCGGAUCCGCGGGCGAGCAAAGAUUUCACGACUGCAAGUUCCUGGUCCGCUAGCUUGGGAUCCUUUGGCUAGCGCCCCGACAAGAGAUCUACUCACAUUACUACUUUUAUCACGACAUUGCAGCUCUACAGAUCCAAGAGACAAAGUAUACAGCUUGCUGGGACUAGUGGGCGAACGCCUGCAAAAUCUCAUCACUAUCGACUACUCCCAAAGCAUCGAGGAGGUCUUGGUGCGUACGGCUGCAGCCAUCAUCACCUGUCGAGAGGACUUUGAGCUUCUGGCGUAUGCAUCAUUAUCUCUCGGACCUCGGCAUACAGAAAAGGGGUUACCGACUUGGGUGCCAGAUUGGACAGAGCAUCAAGGCGACAUGACGCUGCGUCCUCAAUUCCAAGAAACUAGAAUAGGCCCCUGGCGGUCUCUCGAAAAGCUAUCCGGAAGUUCUUCUAGCGCUGCAGAGCUAGCCAAGAUGGAUUGGACAACAAUAGUCGACAUACCUUCAAGGUGGCCUAUUGAUCCAUAUUUGACACCAUCUAUCACCGUCCGUGCACAUUGUCUUGCAACUAUUGACAGCACGACAAAAGAAGGAUAUGGCCCAUCAGCACGAUGGCUAGAUGGUCAAACCUUUGGUCGUGAUCUAAUAGGUUUGAUAAGCAGCGGCUCAAGUCGAACAAGUCUCGAUCCAAGAACAUGGCCUGCACAGUACAACUGGCUACUCGAUCCGUCAUACACUCGCUCCAUAUCUUCCAUAAUGCAAAGUAAUACAUCGUCUGCCAUGGGACCUCCUGAGAAUAUAUACCGGAACGCAAUACAGCAUUUCUGCGCCAAGCUCGAAGCACACGGCAAAAACCAGCACAUUUUCCGAGCAGGCAUGCUUCCCGCCGUAACAAGCCACGAGUUUGAAGAAGGCGACAGCGUAUGGGCCAUAGACGGCUGCAGGAUCCCUCUUAUUCUGAGAAGGACGCAUGAUUCUGAGGGCUACUGGAUUGUAGGCAAUUGCCAUAUCUUUGCACUAUCACAUAUGGACUGCUGGUCUACGUCAGGAACGGGGCUCGAGCAACGGUGGAGUUUUGACCCCUUUCGCCACAUGGAUGCGCUAGGCACGCAAAGAAUAAAGAUUGUGUGA